Messenger RNA from Fopius arisanus, 1095 nucleotides. Its product is annotated as superoxide dismutase 1 copper chaperone-like. The coding region runs from base 323 to 682 and encodes 119 amino acids. Gene Ontology annotation, molecular function: metal ion binding. NCBI's taxonomy places the organism in Eukaryota, Metazoa, Arthropoda, Insecta, Hymenoptera, Braconidae. The record is from RefSeq and is a predicted model, not a curated record. Gene Ontology annotation, biological process: superoxide metabolic process. The transcript has 3 exons.
UUUCGGAGUAACUAGCAGUCCAAAUUUCGGAGUAAAUUAUAUUUUCCAGAUAAUCCAUCCGGGCCUUAAAUUUACGUCGUAUUUUAUAUCUCCGCCCAAAACAGUAAGUACGAUAUUAAAUUAUUAUUGAAGUAAAUCAAGUAAACAUCACUGACAAAUUUUUGAAGAUAUUUUUAAUAACUGUUAAUUCGUUGAAACACAAAUAAUCAGCAGUCGGAGUCUUUGAAAUCAGCUCGUCAAAAAUCCCAGUCAGUGGAAUCUGAGGCAUCGAAGAGCUCAGAGUUAUUAAAAGGGAACCUGGAGGGAUUGAAGGAGAAGGUACAUGGAGUUAUCGACGAGGCAGGAAAAACGGAGCUGCGUAAAAAAGCUGGGCAAUUGGACUAUAUCACAGAUCGCAGAAGUCGUUAGGAAAGAAUUAGACAAUCAUGGGAUUCAAGGACGAGUCUAUGUACUAUUGACUAAAUUGAGAAAACGAAAGGAGAUAUUUGAGAGUGAACAGAAAAUGGUUGAGGCUAAUACAGAGGCGACCGGUGUUCUGGACAAGGGGAAUAGUUCAACAUCAAAAUUUGAUGGAAAUAGUGGCCAGAAACUAACGUGUGGAAUUAUCGCGAGAUCUUCAGGAGUUUUCGAAAAUAUGAAAAGAAUUUGUGCCUGCGAUGGGAAGACCCUGUGGGAUGAGUGAGAUGAGUCUAAACAAAAACAUUCAUUCAAAAAUACUUUCAUAUAUCCAGAUAAAUUCACCAUAGCCUCUUCAGGAGUCUUCGAAAAUAUGAAAAGAAUUUGUGCCUGCGAUGGGAAGACCCUGUGGGAUGAGUGAGAUGAGUCUAAACAAAAACAUUCAUUCACAAAUACUUUCAUAUAUUCAGAUAAAUUCACCAUAGCCUAUUACUCGUAGUAUUUACCGAUUGAAUACAUAUUUAAAAGUCAAUGUUUUGUGUGUCUUUUCAGUGUGUGUGGAUAGUGCACUUUUUAAUAACUACUAUAAAUUUAUUUCUGUAUGCAGGUCAUGUAAAAGUCAUAUCAUUCCAUAAUAUUCCUGAUUAAACAUUUUUAUAUUUCAGUUUUUACUUAUGAGGAGGGCUGAAGGUAUUUAUA